Molecule: messenger RNA, 3267 nt
Organism: Miscanthus lutarioriparius
Lineage: Eukaryota; Viridiplantae; Streptophyta; Magnoliopsida; Poales; Poaceae
Source: the annotation of a GenBank genome assembly
AUGAUUGAUCGCGAACGAGCAGAGGAAAUGCAAGUCAAUAAUGAGGCACCACUAGGGUGCCUCAAGCCAAAUAUUUCUCAGUAUAACUCUCCAGAGCAGAGAGGUGGAGUUGAAGGGUUUCCUGAGAACAAUGAAAAAAGGAAUGAUAUUGUUGCUGCGGAAAAAAUCUGGGAGUCGUCUCCUAUUCCAAAUCAAGGCCUUAGCAGGCCCUUCUACCGACAAGAAUUUUAUGCCUGGCCAUAUAUUUAUUCAGAUUAUCAAAUGGUGCGUCAGCCACUACCUUAUGGUUUUGACAACCAAUUUUAUCAGAUAAAUAGGGACCACGGUUUCCCUAUUGAGAACAGAGUUCAGUAUCUUCCAUUCAAGAUGCUCCCUCAAGGUCACCCCCAUGAUGCACAGCUUCAGGAAUUUCAGUAUUUCGUGGUUAUUGACUUUGAAGCAACCUGUGACAAGGUGAACAAUCCAUUUCCACAAGAAAUCAUUGAGUUUCCAUCUGUCUUGGUUAACAGUGCAACUGGAAAACUCGAAGAAUGCUUCCAAACAUAUGUUCGGCCGACGUAUCAUCAAUUUUUGACCGAUUUUUGCAAGGAGCUUACUGGCAUACAGCAGAUUCAGGUGGACAGAGGUGUGCCUCUAGGUGAAGCCUUACUCAUGCACGAUAAGUGGCUAGAGGACAAGGGCAUCAAGAACACAAACUUUGCUAUUGUGACCUGGUCUAACUGGGACUGCCGUACAAUGCUGGAAUCAGAAUGCAGAUUUAAGAGAAUCAGGAAGCCCCCUUAUUUUAACAGGUGGAUCAACUUGAAGGUACCUUUCCAGGAAGUGUAUGGGGAUGUCCGCUGCAACCUGAAGGAGGCAGUCCAGUUGGCUGGCCUUACAUGGGAGGGGCGUGCUCACUGCGGGCUUGAUGAUGCCCGCAAUACUGCUCGCCUCCUGGCACUUAUGAUGCACCGGGGUUUCAAGUUUUCUAUCACCAACUCACUUAUGUGGCAACCUGCUCCACAGUCAACAACUUGCCAAUUAUCCCCCGACCGCUCUCCAGAUCCAGUCCAACAGCAGCAGAAACCAAAAGAGAUGCUGGGAUCUCCUGUGCAGGUUAACCCAUACGCCACCUCUGCAGGGAAGGACAGAGCGAUGUACUGUUACUGUGGAGCGCUGAGCAGGUGGAGCGUUGUGCGCAAGCCAGGACCCAUGCAGGGACGUUGUUCAGUGAGUGUUGAAAGUAUUGAUCAAAUUAAAGGUGGUUUGUUGCUGAAAUGCAGAGCACACCACCCACCAGCUCCGGCGCCAUGUCCCGCCCCGACACGACCUCGCUCCUCUACCCCUCGCCGCCGCUGGCAAAACCCCACCCGCGCGGCCGUUUCCUCUGCCUCCUCUCCUCCAUGCUCGCCGUCCUCGGCGCCUCCCUCGCGGUGCUCCUCUUCUGCGCCCAACCCGGUGCCGAACUACGAGGCGCUCUUCCUCUCCCUCGGAUCCAACGACACCGCCGCCUCGCACCUACGAGCGCUCACUCUCCAUCCGCACGUCGCGGGGACCAAGGCCAACGCCCUCACCGCCCGCUACGUGCUCGACGCGCUCUCCUUCCCCGCCCACAUCACGCCUUACUCCGUCCUCCUCUCCUACCCCGUCCACCGCUCCCUCUCCCUUUCGGCGCGAGGCCGCGGCGUCGUCACCUCCUUCUCCCUGAAGCAGGAGACCUACCCCAACGACCCCUACGCAGCCGCCGCGGCGGAGACCAUCCCGACGUUCUACGCCUACGCGGCCUCCGGGUCGGUCUCCGCGGAGGCCGUGUACGCCAACUACGGCCGCGAGGAGGACUUCGCCUACCUCGCCUCCCGCGGCGUGGACGUCGCGGGUAAGGUCGCGCUCGCGCGGUACGGGAGGAUCCACUGCGAGGACAUCGCGCGCGCCGCCGGCGCCGCGGCCGCGGCUGUGUACACUGACCCGCUGGAGUACGGCGGCGCACCCGGUGAGCGGUGGUUCCCCUACUCGCGGUGGCUGCCGCCCAGCGGCGUGCAGGUGGGGAGCCUGUUCCGGGGCGUGGGCGACCCGACGACGCUGAUGUGGGCGUCGUCCGAGGGCUGCGAGCGCGUCAGCGUGGAGGAGGCCAUGAACACCGAUGACAUGCCGCUCAUCCGGGCGCUGCCGGUGUCGGCUCAGGACGCAAUGGAGAUACACAGAGCCAUGGGCGGGGCCAUGGCGCCGGCGGACUGGCAGGGCCGAGAGGGCAGCCCCGGGAAUGAUACGAUGGCAACGAUUGAGAAUGUCUUUGCCAUUAUCGAAGGCGCCGAAGAGCCCGAUAGAUAUGUCAUUCUUGGUAACCAUCGUGAUGCUUGGACGUUUGGUGCAUCCGAUCCCAACAGUGGAACAGCAGCUAUGAUUGAGUUAGCUCAAAGGUUUUCAAUGCUGCAAAAGCAAGGGUGGAGACCUCGAAGAACCAUUAUCUUCUGUAGUUGGGAUGCGGAAGAAUACGGACUGACAGGAUCUACUGAAUGGGUUGAAGAAACCUGGGAGAUGUUAUAUUCUAGAGCUGUUGCUUAUCUGAAUAUUGACGUUUCAGUCGUUGGUCCAGGAUUCCUGCCUUCUACAACUCCCCAACUCGACGAGUUACUUCACCAAGUAACUAAAGUGGUUCAAGAUCCUGAUAAUUCAUCUCAGACUGUGUAUGAUUCAUGGAUUAAAUCGAGCAUUCCUCCCCAGGUUCUAAGACUAGGUGAUGGAGGAUCAGACUAUUCAGCAUUCGUCCAACAUGUUGGUAUUCCUUCGAUGAAUAUAAUUUUUGGUGAAGGACCAGGAUAUCCGGUUUACCACUCCUUAUAUGAUGACUACAUAUGGAUGGCAAAAUUCGGAGAUCCUGGGUUCCGUAGGUAUGUGGCAGCUGCUAGCAUAUGGGGAAUGAUGGCUUUGAGGUUGGCAAAUGAAGAGAUCCUACCCUUCAAUUACAUGUCCUAUGCAAUUGAGCUUGAGGAAUACACAAAGGCGGUAGAGAAUGAAGUGAAGGGAACAACUGUCACUUGUUCCCCACUGUACAACUCAAUCAGAACUCUCAGAGCGGCAGCUACCAAAGUGAAUAGCGAACAAAAGGUGUAUGGACCUUCAGAUCAGAAUGACUGGGAUACUGCGAUCUAUCCCGGUAUAGCCAAAGCAAUAGCCAGCGCUCGGAGCAGCAACACUUCGGAGUCGUGGAAGUUUGUACAGCAUGAGGUCUACAGAGUGGCCAGGGCCGUGACACAAGCAUCUGCUAUACUGAGUGGUCGUCUGACAUGA